GCCUUGUGCUUUUUCAAACUCAAGGUCGACAGGUACUUUUUCCUCUUCACAAGAUAUAUAUCCACCCUUCAAGUGUACUUUGAUUUUAAUUUUUCAGAACCUUCUUCCGUAUAUUGAAAUCUUCCACUGCAUGAACUUUGAGUAUACAAAUGGAGACCUUAUAUUACGGUCAACUAAUACCUCUUCAAAGUUCGAUAAAACUUUGAAUUCCGUAUGGACUCUCGCUUAUGAAUCCAAUUACUUUCAUUACAAAAUUGAUACAUCAUUGAGUUCAGCAAAGAAAAUUUGUUCUGGAAAUGUAAAUAUUUUGAUUUUACCUAACAAUAAUCGAUUCAGCCAUCGGCGUAAACCACAACUAUUUAAAACCAUUAAUGAUCAACUUUCGUCCGAAUCCUUCAAUUUUAAUAAAGUCCCAAAACAUGAAUUCUUGUUAAAUGUUUCUGAAAAGCAUAGCACAAAAUCAUGUUCUAUACUGAUAAAUGUCAGUCCAUUUUCAUAUUUACAUUCUCUUUUGGUUCCGGAAGUAGAAAAAUGCCACAAUCAGUUUCUUGGAAAAGACUCCUUUUACUCAGUAAUCAAGUGUUUUCUUCUGAGUAGCAACAGAUAUUUGUGUAUGGGCUUCAAUAGUCUGUUGGCUCAUGCUUCUGUAAACCACUUACAUCUCCACUUAUGGCAAUCACCAGAAUACUUACGAGCUAUGUCCACAGAUAUUAAAUUGAAAUAUGAAAAUUCACUUUACUAUGAACUGGUUAAUCAUCCUGUAGAUAAUUUUGUUCUUGAAUUAACCGAUUUAACAGAAUUGGAUCGGUUUGUAAACUAUUUAUGGAUCGUAAUCUCAUCUUGUCAACAUCUACAAAUUGCUCACAAUGUAUUUGUAGCACGUUCUAAAUCUACUGGCUGUGUACGUGUUGUUGUCUGGCCACGUUGCUCAGUUUUUGAAGUAAAGAACCUAUCUACAUUUGAUUCAGAACCCAGUUUUUAUGUCGCUGUUGCCGAACUCGCCGGAAUGAUGGUUGUUGCUAGUGAAGAUGUUGCCUGUACGUUGAACUUUGAUAAAGUAGAAUCCAUCUUGCAUAGCGAACGUCUACCCAGAAGCACCAUCCACGCCCUCGAAUGCAAAGUAUUUGAAACUUUAAGUAUCCAACAAGCUUAACUAAGAUCAGAUUAACUUAUUUUGAAAAGUAUCCACAAACAUGCACCUCCCACUUUUACUAUUCUGAAUCCAUUUACUGUCCAAAUUUUGUUAUACAAUGUAACCUUAAAGCUCGCUAACUAAACGGGGAAUUUGUUACCAUGAGAUUAUGUUUAUUUUACCUGCCUUUACUUUCAUUACAUCCCCACUUUUGGAUAAUCAAUAUCUUCUCUCCACAAAUUGUACUCAUUAGUUGAUUUUUUUAUGACAGCUCCAUGCCAUGCUAAUCACCAUUUUUAACUAAAUACAUUAUUAGCAUGAACAUACUUUA
Schistosoma margrebowiei is the source of this 1463-nucleotide messenger RNA. NCBI's taxonomy places the organism in Eukaryota, Metazoa, Platyhelminthes, Trematoda, Strigeidida, Schistosomatidae. The record is from the annotation of a GenBank genome assembly.